This is a messenger RNA of Athene cunicularia (burrowing owl), 2547 nucleotides long. Its product is annotated as periaxin-like. The coding region runs from base 161 to 2284 and encodes 707 amino acids. NCBI's taxonomy places the organism in Eukaryota, Metazoa, Chordata, Aves, Strigiformes, Strigidae. The record is from RefSeq and is a predicted model, not a curated record. The transcript has 4 exons.
CCAUCCCAACCUCCCCAAGCUGGGGAAGGGCCAAAGAGCCGCCAAAGCAGCGCCAAGCGCCGCAGCCACCGCGGUGCUGCCAGCGGCGGAGCCCCGACGGCCACGCGCGACGCCGUCCCGCUUGACAGUGAAGGAAGCGGCCGCCACCAAAACGCAGGCGAUGGAGGAGCCGCCAGUGAAUACGGAGCUCGCUGGCGGGGCCGCCGAAGCGCCGGCAGGUACCGGCCCGCGGUUACCAGCCGUGGAGGUGGCAGUGCCAAAAGUCGCCGUGGGGCUGAGCCUCGCCGGCGCAGCACCACCAGCCGCCCCUCAAGCCAAGGAGCCGGCGUUCAGGCUGCCCCGCUUGGAGGUGGCUGUGCCAGCUUUGCCGCUGCCAGCUGUGAUGGCAGAGCCCAGCACAACCACAAGUCAACCCAAAAUCAAGGUGGGGGAAGGAGACACCCCCCGCAACAGCCGUAAGGGUGGGGGUAGCCCAGUGCUGAAAAGCAAGCUGCCAAAUUUUGGCGCAGCCACAGGAGAGGAUCAGGAGGGGGAUGCCGGCGGGCGAGGGGGAUUUACCGGCAUCCGUGUCCCCUCCAUUGCCAUCACCGUCCCCAGCGCCGCCAUCGAGCUGGUCCCUGAGCUCAGCGUGCCCAAAGCAGAGCCGGCCGUCACCAGCGAGCAACCGCGGUUGGAGGUGAAGCUGCCCACACGGCGCCCGGAGUCACCACCGGCAGCGCCGGCUCAGUUGACCUUCCCGGCCAUGACGGUGCCGUCCAUCGACAUCGCUGUGCCGCGCGUCGGCCUGGGUUUGGCGCUGCCAGCGGAAGCCGGCGUUGCGGAAGCGCCACGUGAGGGGGAUGCUGUGGUGACACCAGACGUGGUGGCCAGGUUUGCCAAAGGGCUCCGAAAGCUCAGCCUGGAGCUGGAGCCCACGGCACCGCUGCCAGCAGUGGAAAUCACCCCCCCAGCGCGGCUCAUGGGGGACGUGCCAGCAACCGCCGCCAAACCCCCCAAAUUCACCCUGCCACGGUUCGGGUUGUCCCUUGCCAAGAUCAAAACGGGCGGGAGUGGCAGUGGGUAUCCCCCAGCGGCCCACGGUACAGCCGUGCCAGCACCGCCUGGCCGUGCUGUCACUGGUCCCACAGCGGCCUUAGACCUGGCUUUGGGGACAGUCAGUGCUGCUGGUGCCGGGGUCAAGCUGAAGGUCCCCAAAUUAUCCCUGGCGCCUUUCGGAGUCAAGAGUGAGGCCGAGGGUGCUGGUGGUGAGGAGGGUCCCCAGGAUGCCGGCCCAGUGAUGAAGCUGCCGCGGUUGGGAAUCAAGGGGUUGGGGGGGGACGACGGGAGGUCAGAAGAACUGGGGUCCCCUGGGACCCCCCGGCUUCGAGUACCGCGGGUGGGCAUCACACUGCCAGUGACGGGCAGCCAACGUGUGCCAUCGUUGCCUAAACUCCCUGCCGGGCCAGAGCUGGGCGGGGGGGUGAAAUGGCCAAAAUUUGGGGGAUCCAGCCCCGAUAUCCGCAUCGGGGGGGACCCCAAAAUGAUGAGACGUGGGGCAAGUGCCGAGAGCUUGAGCACUGGCACGGCAGGAAGGAAGAUGCCGGAGUCUCCUGGCACGACCCUGUUAAAGCUGAAAACCAGGGGGACAGUGGGUGAUGGGGGGGCGCAACCAUUGACCCCCUGGUUCACCGUCCCCACUGUGGGUUUCACCGCGCCAGGAAAACAACCAGCGGAUUCCGCCAGCUGGAAGAUACCAAAACCCAGCGGCGUGUCGGCGCUGAAGGUGCCGGCAUUGGAGUUGGCGCCACCGGGGAUGGAUGGGAUGGAGGAGACCACCGGGAAGGACACAGCACCAGGACACCAGUCUAGGGUCAAACUGCCAAAAUUCGGCACAGGUUUUGCCGGGAGCGGGUUGGAAGGCGAGGGGAGGAUGAGGAUGGGCGGCGUGAAGAAGGCGCUCUUGGUGUUGGUGAAGCCGAAGGGGAAAGAAGACAGCCAGGUGGUGGACGCCCUUCCCCGUGUCAAUGGCGAAGCAGAGGGCAAGAGCCGGCGAUGGCGCCGGGUGCCCAGGGUGGGUUUCUCCCCAGGGGGGUCCGCACCAGAGCCCCCCAUCACCCGACCCAAGGAGGGGAAGAUUCGGUUACCCAGCGUUGAGCUCUCCCCUGGGGACCCCGAGUUCAACCAGCGGCCAUCGGUGACGGAAUUCACCCCACACUUCAGUCUGGGGGCGUUUGGGGGUGAGGGGACCCCUACAUUUCAGCUGCCUAAGCUGACACUGAGCCCCCAACCCUGUGGUGAGCGGUAAACACCCCCCCCGAGCAUGGGGGCGUCUUCAGGGACCCCCUGAAACAGUGAUGGGGUGGUGGAGCAUCACUUGCUCCCCCAAGGUCUCUUUAAUCCACUUACUCCCCAAAAAAUUUCUAACCCAGCUUUUUUUGGGGGUUGUUUGAAGCUUUUUGCCCAUUUUCCAGGUGUUACUAUUAACCGGGGAGUGGGCGGGAUGGCAGCAUCGCUCCCCUGGCCCCUUGCUCUCAGCUUGGCCCAAAUAAAUGUUAACACCUCAAAAAA